Hylaeus anthracinus is the source of this 1314-nucleotide messenger RNA. It is a transcript of the gene slx1, whose product is annotated as structure-specific endonuclease subunit slx1. The record is from RefSeq and is a predicted model, not a curated record. The transcript is spliced from 3 exons. Gene Ontology annotation, molecular function: 5'-flap endonuclease activity; crossover junction DNA endonuclease activity. Bases 522 to 1313 code for a protein of 263 amino acids. Lineage: Eukaryota; Metazoa; Arthropoda; Insecta; Hymenoptera; Colletidae. Gene Ontology annotation, cellular component: Slx1-Slx4 complex. Gene Ontology annotation, biological process: double-strand break repair via homologous recombination.
CACAAUCGAUACAUGAUACAUCUUUGUAUUGAUUCUUUUCAAAUUGGUCAGUCUUAAAUAAACACAAGUGUUUUUCAAUGUAGAAAUAUCAAAAAUAAAUAUAAUUGACGUUGUUUGUGUAAUGAAUAUUAUCUAUAUACUAUUUAUAAUACCUCUUGUUUCACGCAUAUCAAUUGUAUACAUAAAUAUCAUAUUACUAAUAAAAACAGGAGUUUGAAAAUAAACAUUCUUAAUCCUGUUUUUCAUAUAUUGUAAUACCGAAAUUGUUCCGUAGUAAUUGUAUUACGAUUUAGUACUCAACUAGACAUCCGAGCUAUCGCUUUAAGUUAGGUUAAGUUGAUCUGUAUAUUUAUAUAUAUAUUACAUAUAUACAUUCAAAUAAAUGUUAGGUUAUACGAAAUCAUCAUUACUUAAAUAUUGCAUUGUUAGCGAUGUUAGGCGAUACACCAGGAUUAAAUUAAUGUAAUAUUAUGUAAUUUACAACUCGUAAUGAGUUAUACAAAUAUUUUGUGUACUUUAAAAUGGAUGAUGCAGAAGUAAUAGAGCACUUCUUUGGUGUUUAUUUGCUGUAUUGUAAGAACCCAAAGUAUGUUGGAAAGACAUACAUAGGAUAUACAGUUAAUCCUCGACGUAGGCUUGUACAGCAUAAUGCUGGGAAUGAAUUUGGAGGAGCUCGUAAAACAAGUAAGAGGGGACCAUGGAACAUGGUGUUGAUCGUUCAUGGGUUUCCAAAUAAUACAUCUGCACUCAGGUUUGAAUGGGCAUGGCAGAAUCCUCAACGUAGUCGACGUCUGAAACAUGUACCUCGCAAGAAGCACAACCAGAAAGUGUUCUUAUAUCAUCUGUUGGUUUUAACAGAAAUGUUAAAAGUUGGCCCUUGGUGUCGUUUACCUUUAACAGUACGCUGGUUAGACUAUGAAUUUUAUGAAAAAUAUUCUAGUUAUGUCUCAGCUCCAAUGCAUAUGCCUAUAUGUUGUGGAAAAGUAACUUCUAAGAAGAUUAAGAAGAAACUUAAAGAAGCUUUAGUUAAUGAAAUAGAAACUCAAGGUAUAUCUCCCAUAUUUUGUUCUAUAUGUAGUUUAUUUUUAGAAGAAAAAGAAUUAGUUAGUUGUAUAAAACCUAAUUGUCCUUUGGUAGCUCAUUUAAUUUGCUUAGCACAUGUAUUUUGCAAAGAUGAUAUGAUUAUACCAGUUGGUGGUACUUGUCCUGCUUGUAAUACCGAUGUUCUAUGGGGAGAUUUAAUUAGGAAAAAAGUUGGCUGUUACAAAAAUCUUAAAGAAGUCUCCUCCAGUGAUGAUGGUGAGGACACAUAAA